Osmia bicornis bicornis is the source of this 1665-nucleotide messenger RNA. RefSeq names its product jerky protein homolog-like. Bases 1 to 1665 code for a protein of 554 amino acids. The transcript has 4 exons. The record is from RefSeq and is a predicted model, not a curated record. Gene Ontology annotation, molecular function: DNA binding. NCBI's taxonomy places the organism in Eukaryota, Metazoa, Arthropoda, Insecta, Hymenoptera, Megachilidae. Gene Ontology annotation, cellular component: nucleus.
AUGGGAGAAUCUGAUAACAAUUAUCAACAAAUGUUCAGGGACGUACAGCUGCUGCUGCAGCAGCAACAGGAGCAGCAUCACCGUGAGAUGCAGCUGCUGCAGCAGCAGCUGCAGCAGCAACAGCAACAGCAGUUGCAGCAACUGAGGGAGGAGCUCCUCCCUCAGCAACAACAGGAUCCGCGACCGACGGAGGAGCCCCUCCCUCAGGUGCGACCUGCGGAAAUCGGCGAGGAGGCGAGGCCACUGCGAAAGGAUCGUUUGAAAGUGUUGGAAGAUUUGAAACAUUUUAGUAUUUCGCUUGUUGCGAAAAAAUAUAAUGUUAACCGAUCAACGAUUUGGAGGAUCAAAUAUAACGCACCAAAAGUGAUGGAGUUUGUGGACAAAGGGAAGAUCCAGCGAAAACGAAGAAGAGUGAAACCAUCGUUAUAUGAUGCAUUGGAGCAAAGUUUGCUGGCAUGGUUUAUUGAAAGAAGAACUGUUGGUGAUUUUAUAUCCAAUGACGUAAUUAUGCAAAAAGCAAGGGAAUUGAAGGACAGUAUGGGGUUGCCGUUGGAUUUUAAAGUUAGUAGGGGCUGGUUAGAUGGAUUCAAAAAAAGACAUAAUAUAGCUUUAGUGAAAGUGUACGGGGAAAGUGCAAGUGCUGAUGAAGAUGCCGCGAUAAGAUUUUGUAAUGAUUUUAUAAAAUUACUGGAAGAAGAUGAUAGUAUAAAUAUAGAUAAUAUCUAUAAUAUGGAUGAAGCUGGUCUUUUAUGGAAAGCCUUACCAUCAAAGACCUUGAUAGAAAGAAAAGAAAAGGUCGUAAAGGGGUAUAAAAGCCGCAAGGAGCGAAUCACGGUGGCACUAUGUGCAAAUGUAUCUGGGACGCACAAGUUGAUGCCCCUAGUUAUUAAUAAAUUUGAAAAUCCGAGAGCUCUGAAGCAUUGUAAAAGUAAUCUUCCCGUCAUCUUCAAAUCUCAAAAGAAUGCGUGGAUGACACAAGUAUUGUUUCGUGAUUGGUAUGAAAAUUAUUUUAAGCCCAGUGUACGGGCAUACCAGCUAAACAAAGGAGUGACUGGAAAAGUUAUUUUGUUAUUGGACAAUUGCGCAGGACAUACAGUGCCGCCUGAAUUAUUGGAUGCAGAUAAUUUCAAAAUUAUGUAUCUCCCGCCAAAUACCACCAGCUUAAUUCAACCCAUGGACCAGGGCAUAAUAGCUAAACUCAAAUGUCUGUAUCGCCAUAAAACAUUAAGGAAAACUAUUACUUACCCAUGCGGAAUAAGUAAAUUCCAGAAGCAGUUUACAUUAAAAGAUUGCAUAGAAAUACUGCACGAGUCAUGGAGCGAAGUAUCUGCGAAUAAUAUUAUUAAUUCAUGGAAGAAAAUUAUUCCAAGUCAGGAGGAUUGGUAUCAACGUGCUAUGAGGGAGGACAUAAGCAGUUUUACAGGUGAUACAUACAGCCACCGAGAUAUCACAGAAUUUUUGUCCAUUUGUGAACAAGAAGAAAGAAGAACACACACAGACGAGGGAGAUGAAGAGAUACAAGAAAACGUAGAAGAAGAAGUGAAUAAACAAGAGGAGCGGCAACGUUUAUAUGAGCGUUUGGGGCGAGAUUUAACACAAGAAGCGCCUUUUCUUCAAAAAUUCUUUAAACUCAUCAAAGACCAAGUAUUAGGCACCGAUGAUUAA